UACUAUUUUGUUAUGUUUACGCGUAUUUCUUAUUUUCCUGUCACAGUCUAGCAUCGGGCUGGAUACCAUUUGUGGAUAUUUGUCGAUGGGUGAUACUAAAAGGGUCUUAAUCGGUGUUACUGGGAGCGUUGCUGCUAUCAAAAUCCCUGAUAUUGUAGCUGAGUUGCGGAGUCUUGUUGUUAAGAAUGGUCAUGAUAUAGAGAUACGCAUUGUUGCGACGUCGAAGGCAUUAGAGUAUUUUGAUGCGAGUCUACGCUGCGAGGGUGUAGAAUUAUAUUCUGAUAAGGACAUAUUAUCGCCAUACACUCGAGGUGACCCUAUUCUUCACAUAGAGUUGAGACGUUGGAGUGAUAUUUUUGUGCUGUGUCCCUUGGAUUGCAACACCUUGGGUAAAUUAGCACAUGGUCUUUGCGACAAUUUGCUGACUGACGUUGCACGUUGUUGGGAUUUUAAUAAGCCGAUAUGGGUGUAUCCUUGUAUGAAUCCUUUAAUGUAUGAGCACCCAUUAACGGCAAAACAGCUUGAUACCUUAAGAUCAUUUGGUGUAAAAGUAAUUGAACCUAUCGUCAAGCUAGUUAUUUGUGGCGAAUACGGCCCUGGAGGGCUGCCACCUACAGACGAAAUAGCGGGAGAUAUUUACAAGACCUUGUUUCCUUAAA
This is a messenger RNA of Babesia bovis T2Bo, 659 nucleotides long. Its product is annotated as flavoprotein domain containing protein. Lineage: Eukaryota; Apicomplexa; Aconoidasida; Piroplasmida; Babesiidae. Gene Ontology annotation, cellular component: phosphopantothenoylcysteine decarboxylase complex. Gene Ontology annotation, molecular function: FMN binding; phosphopantothenoylcysteine decarboxylase activity. The coding region runs from base 86 to 658 and encodes 190 amino acids. The record is from RefSeq and is a predicted model, not a curated record. Gene Ontology annotation, biological process: coenzyme A biosynthetic process. The transcript is spliced from 5 exons.